Molecule: messenger RNA, 1035 nt
Organism: Dichomitus squalens LYAD-421 SS1
Lineage: Eukaryota; Fungi; Basidiomycota; Agaricomycetes; Polyporales; Polyporaceae
Exons: 5
Coding region: 524-844 (106 amino acids)
Source: RefSeq, a predicted model, not a curated record
CAGACAACAACGUUCGUGAGAAUGAUGGCAUUCGAUACGUAGCCAUAGAUUUGCAUGCUAGGACUAUCCCCGUAUAUGGAGGUAUCGAUUGCAAUGCUCUGCUUAACUAUGCAGAACAGCUGGAGGUAUCUAUUGAGCAAGAACAGGACGGAGACGAGGGCUUUCCGCCCCCAGAACAGCUCGAUCUCUCUGUCCAGUGUAAGAAGGUACUCGUAUAUGUACGCCGCUGAGCAAGACAAGGCCCAAUAAUUACUGAUGCGACUAGGCAGCCAGAUAUGAGCGUGCACGAUGCGAGUCACGGAGAUUCAACGAGACAAAUCAUUUACCCGUUGGGCAGCGUUCGGUGCCUUCUCUCCGGUGAGCACGUGGGCACUGCCAUGAGAUCGAGUGACAUAGAUCCUUCGCAAUGGGCAUAGAGUCCUUUAUCGUACUCCUCCGUACUCACGACCACACCAUGCCUCCAUAUGAGAUUGAAGGCUGUGAGAGGCUGUGGAUGUCAGCGAACUGGCAGUGCUGAGAACAUAUGUAUAUGCAAUUACCAGCACGCAGCUCCCACUUCGAGCGCUGGGGCUCCAUGUAUGAAGCGGCAAGACAUGCGGGUCCGGUCGGUCUCGCUGGGACCAGCGGAACGCUGACAAGAACGACGUUAGGGACUCGGAUGCACAAUAUUCCCACACUAAGACCCUGGAAGAGUCCUUCGCAGCCUCAGAUGCGUCUGCUCGAAAACCCUCUGAUGGUACAAUGCGUGCUCGGGGGCUUGCGAGCCAGCAUCGGAGAAGGCACUGCGUCAGGUAAAGUGCUCGACGUGACACAAUUGAGCGUCGUACGACGUGAACGGACCUGACUGCAAGUGAGGUGUCUGAUCUCUGGGAUUCCUGGCAUGAGCUAGAGGGAGAGCGACACAUUCAACUAGAGAGGUCGAUUGUGGAACAGGCAGCAAUCGAAGCGAUAUUGGGUCCAUAGCCAUACCACAUCCAAAUUGCCGUACUUGUCGUUGAGGAGUUGACGAAUCGAUUGCUUUGGAGGCGAAUCUCG